Messenger RNA from Drosophila grimshawi, 9303 nucleotides. RefSeq names its product inositol 1,4,5-trisphosphate receptor (gene Itpr). The transcript has 21 exons. The record is from RefSeq and is a predicted model, not a curated record. Gene Ontology annotation, biological process: calcium ion transmembrane transport. Gene Ontology annotation, cellular component: endoplasmic reticulum; membrane. Gene Ontology annotation, molecular function: inositol 1,4,5 trisphosphate binding; inositol 1,4,5-trisphosphate-gated calcium channel activity. The coding region runs from base 518 to 9115 and encodes 2865 amino acids. NCBI's taxonomy places the organism in Eukaryota, Metazoa, Arthropoda, Insecta, Diptera, Drosophilidae.
AAAGCAGCAGCGCAGUCGCUUAUUGUUAUUGUUGUUUUCUGCGCUUCCCCUUUGCGCUUUUUGUGGUUAAGUGCGCGCACUCAAGGUGAAAAAAAAAUAUAUAUAUUUUGAGUUCUUUCGAGUGCGGCUUUUUGGAGUGUGUGCGUGUGGCCAUAAAACUUAAUUUGCAAUCAAAUUAUUCGAUUUACGAUCUACGAGUGCUAUUGCUCCCAUAUAGAUGAUCGCUCUGGUGAUGAUUCAGUUACCGCAAGAUUAAAAAUAAUAAAAUAAAAUAGUAAAUAAUAAAAAUAUGUGAAAAUAACUCAACUCAAUUCGAGCAGAGGAGCUGACGCUGAAAUUGCAGAUUUUACUGACACAGAAUAAUAGCAGCGACAAAUCUUUGCAAUUAACUCGCAUAACCGGCCACAAACAAAGCGAAAACAACAAGCAGCAGGCGGAAUACCACCCGCCGUCAAAUCACACACGCACACACACACACACACACAAGUGAAAUACACAACACACACACCGCCUCAAUAUGGGCGACAAUAUAAUUGGCUCGGCGAGCUUCCUCCACUUGGGCGACAUUGUUUCGCUUUAUGCGGAGGGCAGCGUUUGCGGUUUCUUGAGCACACUCGGUCUGGUGGAUGAUCGAACCGUUGUGUGCCCUGAGGCUGGAGAUUUGAGUUGUCCGCCGAAAAAGUUUAGAGAUUGCCUUAUCAAAAUAAGUCCUAUGAAUCGGUAUUCCGCACAGAAGCAGUUCUGGAAGGCCGCCAAGCAAUCGGCCAGCUCCAACACAGAUCCCAACCUGCUCAAACGUUUGCAUCAUGCCGCGGAAAUUGAGAAGAAACAGAAUGAAACCGAGAACAAGAAGCUGCUUGGGACCUUCAUCCAAUAUGGACGAGCUGUGGUGCAGUUGCUCCACUUAAAGUCCAAUAAGUAUCUGACGGUGAACAAACGUCUGCCCUCGCUGCUGGAGAAGAAUGCGAUGCGUGUGUAUUUGGAUGCGAAUGGAAAUGAGGGCUCCUGGUUCUACAUAAAACCCUUCUACAAGCUGCGCUCCAUUGGCGACUAUGUCGUUGUGGGCGACAAAGUCAUCCUCAGUCCGGUGAAUGCCGAUCAGCAGAAUUUGCAUGUGGCCGCCAACUAUGAGCUGCCCGAUAAUCCCGGCUGCAAGGAGGUUAACGUUCUCAACUCAUCAACCUCGUGGAAAAUCUCAUUGUUCAUGGAGCACAAAGAGAACCAGGAGGACAUACUCAAAGGCGGUGACGUCGUACGCCUCUUUCACGCCGAACAGGAAAAGUUUCUCACCAUGGAUGAGUACAAGAAGCAAUACCAUGUCUUCCUACGCACAACGGGACGCACCAGUGCCACAGCGGCAACCAGCAGUAAAGCUCUCUGGGAGAUCGAGGUGGUGCAGCACGAUUCAUGUCGCGGUGGCGCCGGCGAUUGGAAUUCACUAUAUCGCUUCAAGCACCUAGCUACUGGUCACUAUCUGGCAGCCGAAUCUGAAUCCGAUGUAGUAGCUGGUAUUUCCGCAGCCAAUAUCCAUGAAUCGCUGCUCGGAGAAUGCAGCAAAGACUCGGGCAUCGGCUCCACAAUGAACUCCACCCUUAUCGAUAAGCCAAAGGGCAAGCUAUAUCGACUGGUCUCCGUGCCAUAUUCAGCGGACAUUGCAUCGGUGUUUGUGUUGGAUGCGACAACAAUGGCCCGGCCGGAUAGCUUGGUGCCACAGUCCAGCUAUGUGCGAUUGCAGCACAUUUGCUCCAGCACGUGGGUGCAUGCCACAUCGAUACCGAUCGAUGCGGACGAUGAUAAGCCGGUUAUGUCGAAGGUCUGUUGCUCACCCAUCAAGGAGGACAAAGAGGCGUUUGCACUCAUACCCGUAUCGCCGGUGGAGGUGCGUGAUUUGGACUUUGCCAACGAUGCGUGCAAAGUGCUGGCCAUGGUUACCAGUAAACUGGACAACGGCAGCAUAUCGAUCAAUGAGCGACGUGCGCUGAUCUCACUGCUGCAGGACAUUGUGUACUUUAUAGCGGGCAUGGAGAAUGAGCAGAACAAGACCAAGGCGCUCGAGUUUACCAUCAAGAAUCCCAUACGUGACAGGCAAAAACUGUUGCGCGAACAGUACAUCCUCAAGCAGCUGUUCAAGAUACUGCAGGGUCCGUUCCAGGAGCACACAGCCGGCGACGGUCCAUUCCUGCGACUGGACGAGCUCGGCGAUCCCAAAAACGCUCCCUACAAGAACAUCUUCCGGCUGUGCUAUCGCAUACUGCGUCUCUCCCAGCAGGAUUACCGCAAGAAUCAGGAGUACAUUGCCAAGCACUUUGGCCUCAUGCAGAAACAGAUCGGCUACGAUAUCCUGGCCGAGGACACAAUCACCGCCCUGCUGCACAACAAUCGCAAGCUACUGGAGAAGCACAUUACGGCGGCGGAGAUCGAAACGUUUGUCGGACUCGUGCGCAAGAAUAUGUUCAACUGGGACUCGCGCUUCCUCGACUACCUCUCCGAUCUGUGCGUGUCGAAUCGCAAGGCCAUUGCCGUCACCCAGGAGCUCAUCUGCAAGAGUGUGCUCAGCGACAAGAAUGUCGACAUCCUGAUCGAUACACAGGUCAAGGCGCUCCGUGGCGACACAGCUGUGCGCUGCUACAAAGGCACCUCCGAGGAUGUAUGCCUGGCCACACUCACUGAAGACGCCGGCGACGAUGAGGAUCGCUCCGAUGUGCAAUCCACCUCGACCACGACCACCUGGGACAGUGCCAGCCUCAAUGAAGAGUUUGACGCCUUGCCCAACGAGAAGUACGAGAUACAUUUGCAGUGGAAGGGACAACCGACGUCGCGCUCCAUGGCGGAUCUGGCGAAGUGUGUGGCCGAUGGCUGUGAACAGGAAGCAGCCAUAUUGAACUAUUAUCGCCAUCAGCUGAACCUGUUCUCCAACAUGUGCCUGAAUCGUCAGUAUCUGGCAUUGAAUCGACUGUCGCCUCAAUUGGACAUUGAUUUGAUACUGAAAUGCAUGUCAGACGAAACGAUGCCAUAUGAAUUGCGCGCAUCCUUUUGCCGGCUAAUGCUCCACAUGCAUGUGGAUCGCGAUCCCCAGGAGCCAGUUACGCCUGUGAAAUAUGCGCGACUGUGGAGCGAAAUACCCUCAAAGAUGUCCAUCAUGGACUAUGAUGGCAAAAAUCUGCAACCAGAUCAAAACAAACAAGCCUGCCGUGCCAAAUUCAAUACGACAAUUGCCUUUGUGGAGAAUUAUUUGUGCAAUGUGGCCACCAAGGUGUGGCUAUUCACGGACCAGGAGCAGAACAAGCUCACAUUUGAGGUGGUCAAACUGGCCAGAGACUUAAUAUAUUUUGGCUUCUAUAGCUUCAGCGAUCUCCUGCGGCUAACAAAGACGCUGCUUUCGAUACUGGACUGUGUGUCCGAGACGACAACUGGUGGCGCCUAUGUCAACACGGAUAUGGCUUCUGUCGAAGAGGAGACAAAUAAUGAUGCUGAGGGCGGCGUCUUGCGGUCCAUUGGUGACAUGAGCACGGUGAUGACUUCACUAGCCCUGGGCUCAGUGGGUCAGGCGAUAGCUGCCCCAGCCAUAGCGAUGCAGCAGCGCAAAUCUGUAUCGCAAAUGAUGAAGGAAUAUCCGCUGGUCAUGGACACCAAACUGAAGAUCAUUGAGAUACUGCAGUUCAUAUUGGAUGUGCGCCUUGACUAUAGAAUCAGCUGCCUGCUCUCCAUCUUCAAGCGGGAGUUCGACGAGUCCGAUUUGGUCGCCCAGACCCAAGCCACCACCAACUCCACACCCACUACCAAUGAGGAACAGGCGCAACAGCAACAGCAGACGACACCUGGCAGUGCUGGACCCUCGGACUCGGAACAAAUAGCCGCAGCCGAGGCUGCCAUGGCUGCAGCAGCAGCAGCCGCCUCCGCGGCGGCGGCACGCCAAAAGAAUAUCGAUCUGGAAUCGAUUGGUGUGCAGGCGGAGGGCAUCUUCGACUGUGAGCGCAGCGAUGCAGCCAAUUUGGAUCUGGAUGGUCAAGGGGGACGCACCUUUCUGCGCGUCCUCCUCCACCUAAUCAUGCAUGACUAUGCGCCUCUGGUGUCCGGAGCACUGCAUCUGCUCUUUCGACACUUUAGCCAGCGUCAGGAAGUGUUACAAGCCUUUAGACAGGUGCAACUGCUCGUCUCGGACAGCGAUGUGGAGUCCUACAAGCAAAUCAAAUCUGACUUGGACAUAUUGCGCCAGAGCGUGGAGAAGUCAGAGCUGUGGGUGUACAAGGCCAAGGCGACGGAUGAACUGGGGGGUGCCGAUGCCACCGGUGGGACAGACAAUCUCGAAUACGAUGCCACCUUAUCGCCAGAGCAGCGCAGCGAAUAUCAAAAGGUCAAAGAGAUACUAAUUCGCAUGAACAAAUUCUGCGUAACGGCCGGUCCCAUUGCAAGACCACGAAAACAUGAACAGCGCCUGUUGCGCAACGUAGGCGUGCACACUGUCGUCCUGGAUCUACUACAGAAUCCCUAUGACGAGAAGGACGACGUGCUAAUGAAGGAACUGAUGUGCCUGGCCCACGAAUUCCUACAGAACUUUUGUCUCGGCAAUCAGCAGAAUCAAGUGCUGCUCCACAAUCAUCUCGAUCUGUUUCUCAAUCCAGGCAUACUCGAGGCGAAGACCGUCUGUGCCAUCUUCAAGGACAAUUUGGCGCUGUGCAACGAGGUCACUGAUAAGGUUGUGCAGCAUUUUGUGCACUGCAUCGAGAUACAUGGCCGGCAUGUGGCAUAUCUGCAAUUUCUGCAGACGAUCGUUAAGGCGGAGAAUCAGUUCAUACGCAAGUGCCAGGACAUGGUGAUGCAGGAGCUAAUCAACUCCGGUGAAGAUGUGCUGGUGUUCUACAACGACAAGACCUCGUUCCACCAUUUCGUGCAGAUGAUGCAGCAGCAGCAACUGCGACGCCAGCAGCUCAGCGACGACAGUCCGCUUAAGUAUCAUGUGGAGCUGGUGAAGCUGCUGGCUUGCUGCACCAUGGGCAAGAACGUCUACACGGAGAUCAAGUGUAACAAUCUGUUGUCGCUGGACGACAUUGUGACGAUCAUUUGCCAUCCGGUCUGCAUGCCCGAGGUGAAGGAGGCGUAUGUGGAUUUCCUCAAUCAUUGCUACAUUGACACCGAGGUGGAAAUGAAGGAGAUCUACGCCUCCAGUCACAUGUGGAGUCUCUUCGAGAAGAGCUUCCUCGUCGAUCUCAACCAAUUGAUAUCGAACACGACGGCCACCACGAAUAAAACACUGCUGGCCUAUGUACUGAAUGGUGUCACCAAUCUGUUGAGCAGCUUCUUCUCCAGCCCCUUCUCCGAUCAGAGCACCAUUGUUCAGUCGCGCCAACUGAUCUUUGUGCAGCUGCUGCAGGCCGCCUAUCGCCUGACCCAGUGCAAGUGGCUCUCGCUGGGCGAUCGAUUCAACGUGGAGAACUGCAUUCGGACGCUGACCGAGUCGGCGAAGAUGCGCAGCAUUGUGCUGCCCGUCGAUCUGGAGCAGCAGGUGGCCAAUAUGUCCAGCAAGACGGCGAUGUUGACGCGCCAGACCACCAAAUGGCUGUUGGCGUCCAAGCAGCCCAAAUACGAGAGCCAACAGUCGGCGAAUCUGAUGCGCUGGGAUCGCUCCAUCAUUGAGGGGCUGCAGGACAUUGUCUCGCUGCUCGAGGAUCAACUGAAGCCAGUCGUCGAAGCGGAACUCUCACUACUCGUGGACAUACUGUAUCGAUCCGAGUUGCUCUUCCCCGCCGGAACCGAUGCGCGCAAGCGAUGCGAGAGCGGCGGCUUCAUUCGCAAGCUGAUCAAGCACACAGAGAAGCUGCUCGAGGAGAAGGAGGAGCGCAUGUGCGUCAAGGUGUUGCGCACACUGCGCGAAAUGAUGGCCAUCGAUGUCAACUAUGGCGAAAAGGGCGAUGCACUGCGUCAGACGCUUCUCCUCCGCUACUUCCAAUGCAAGAGUGCCCCCAAAUCGGAGGAUGAGCAUCCACAUCCCCAAUUGCCGGCUGCUGUUGCUGCUGCUGCGGUUGCCGCAGUAGCCGCUGCUGCCGCCGCAUCCUCCUCUUCGUCCUCCUCCUCAUCCGACCCGGCUAAGCAGCUGCAUUUGGUUACCCAUGGGCCGGGCGCCAAGUAUCUGGCACGUGCUGGCAAAACACUGCACGAGAUGCAGAAUCACUUGGAUCGCGAGGGUGCCUCCGAUUUGGUUGUCGAACUGGUAAUCAAAUCGGUCCACUCUCCCAACAUCUUUGUGGAGGCCGUCGAGCUGGGCAUUGCGCUGUUGGAAGGCGGCAAUCCGAUCAUACAGAAGGGCAUGUUCCAAAAGUUUCUCAGCGAUGAUCUGAAUCAGGCGUUCUUCAAGGUCUUCUUCGAGAAGAUGAAGGACGCCCAGCAGGAGAUCAAAUCGACGGUGUCCGUCAACACCACAGACAUUGCGGCCAAAGCGCACGAGCACAAACCGGACACCAGUCUCGAGCUGGACAAGAUCUCGCGCAAGCAUGGCCUCAAGAGCAACGGCGUCGUCAUCACCGAUGAGCUCAAGCGGGAACUUCACAAUGCUGGCCUGGCCACAGCACGUGCCUAUGGCAAUGCGCGGAAUAUCCACUCCGGCGAGGAGAGCUCGUCGAUCAGUGUGAAUAGUCCCCUAGAGGAUAUACUCGCCGAGAAACUGGAAAAGCAUCGGGACAACAAGGAUCAGCGCAAUCAGCUCUCCAACAAGGUGCUUGUGAUGCAGCCCAUUCUGCGCUUCCUGCAGCUGCUGUGCGAGAAUCACAAUCCCGAUCUGCAGAAUCUGUUGCGCAACCAGAACAACAAAACGAACAACAAUCUCGUUUCGGAGACGCUCAUGUUCCUCGACUGCAUCUGCGGCUCCACAACCGGUGGCCUGGGCCUCCUCGGUCUCUACAUCAACGAGCACAACGUGGCGCUGAUCAAUCAGACGCUGGAAACCCUCACCGAGUACUGUCAGGGGCCGUGCCAUGAGAACCAGAACUGCAUUGCCACACACGAAUCGAAUGGUCUGGACAUUAUAACUGCAUUGAUAUUGAAUAACAUUAAUCCGCUUGGGGAGAAUCGCAUGGAUCUGGUGCUCGAGCUCAAGAACAAUGCGUCCAAGCUGCUGCUGGCCAUCAUGGAAAGUCGCGGCGACAGCGAGAAUGCCGAGCGCAUCCUCUACAACAUGAAUCCCAAGCAACUGGUCGAAGUGGCCUGCAAGGCCUAUCACCAGGAGGAGCUCAUCGACGAGCAGGACGAUGCGGAUGAGCCCAGUGCUGCAGCCGACGAUGAUGAUGCCACUGUCAGUCCACGCGAGGUCGGACACAAUAUCUACAUACUGUGCCACCAGUUGGCACAGCACAACAAGGAACUGGCCGCACUGCUCAAGGCCUCCGAGGAUCCACAAUCGGCCAGUUUCGAUGCCAAGACAAGUCAGGCUCUCAUGUACUAUGCAACGCACACAGCCCAAAUUGAGAUUGUUCGCAAUGAUCGCACACUGGAGCAAAUCGUAUUUCCCAUACCGGAAAUAUGCGAAUAUCUAACAACGGAUACGAAAAUCAAAAUACUAAAUACGGCGGAACGCGACGAUCAAGGCUCCAAAGUGGCCGAUUUCUUUGACAAGGCCGAGGAGAUGUUCAACGAGAUGAAAUGGCAAAAGAAGCUGCGAAGUCAGUCGCUGCUGUUUUGGAUUAGCAGCUACAUGUCGCUCUGGAGCAAUAUACUCUUCAAUUGCGUUGUAGUCAUCAAUAUGAUUGUGGCCUUCUUCUAUCCCUUCGAUAACACUGUACCAGAGCUCAGCUCGCACAUUUCACUGCUGUUCUGGGCCAUUCUGAUAUUCUCGAUGGUUAUAGUGAUAACGCUGCCCCGCGAAUCCGGCAUACGCACAUUCAUUGGCUCGAUAAUUCUACGAUUUAUAUUUCUGCUUGGUCCGGAGUCUACGCUCUGUUUGCUGGGCGUCGUUACGGUGACACUUAAGAGCGUUCAUAUUGUGAGCAUCAUGGGCAAUAAGGGCACGCUGGAGAAACACUUUCUCAAGAUCAUCACCGACGUUCAGCUGCUGUAUCAUUGCAUUUAUAUUGCAUUUUGCUUCUGCGGCCUCAUAUUUCAUCCGUUCUUCUAUUCGCUGCUGCUUUUCGAUGUGGUCUAUCGCGAGGAGACGCUGGUCAAUGUGAUUCGCUCGGUUACGCGCAAUGGUCGCUCAAUCGUAUUGACGGCUGUCCUGGCAUUGAUUUUGGUGUAUCUGUUCUCGAUCAUUGGCUACAUGUUCUUCAAGGACGAUUUCCUUGUGUCGGUUGACUUUGAGGAGCAGGAAACUGGCUCAACUGGCGCACCCUUAACAGUAUCGAUGCCAGCAUCGUCAGGGGAAUUCUGUGCCACACCAGAUGAACUGGGUAGCUGUAAUGCUGAUAAUGUCAGGCAACAAACAACUGCAGCUGCUACUGGUGGAAACGGUGAUGCCAAGGAGCGCUCCUGUGACUCGCUCGUUAUGUGCAUAGUAACAACCCUGAAUCAGGGCCUGCGCAAUGGUGGAGGCAUUGGUGACAUUCUGCGAGCACCCUCAAGCAAGGAGGGUCUUUUUGUGGCGCGCGUCAUUUACGAUCUGUUGUUCUUUUUCAUUGUCAUUAUUAUCGUGUUGAACUUAAUUUUCGGUGUAAUCAUCGACACAUUUGCUGACCUCAGAUCGGAGAAGCAGCAAAAGGAGGCUGUACUCAAGACGACCUGCUUCAUUUGUUCGCUCAACCGUUCGGCGUUUGACAACAAGACAGUCAGCUUCGAGGAGCACAUCAAAAGCGAGCACAAUAUGUGGCAUUACUUGUACUUCAUUGUACUGGUCAAGGUGAAGGAUCCAACUGAGUUUACCGGUCCCGAGAGCUAUGUUUAUGCCAUGGUAAAGGCGGGCAUACUAGAAUGGUUUCCGCGACUACGCGCCAUGUCGCUGGCCGCUGUGGAUGCGGAUGGCGAACAGAUCGAGUUGCGGAGCAUGCAAGCCCAGCUGCUGGAAACGCAAAAUCUUAUCAAGAAUCUAUCGACGCAGCUGCACGAGCUCAAGGAUCACAUGACGGAGCAGCGUAAACAGAAGCAGCGCCUGGGGCUGCUCAACACAACAGCCAACUGUCAGCAGUUCCCAUGAGGCGUUGAUUUUGGGAAAUGAGUUAAGAAUGGUACUUGGCUACACUGUCACCUAAAAGCAAUUGAAUUAAAGACAUUCCCUUAUGUAGAUCAAGCACUGCAUAGUUGUUAACGUUAAAGUAUUGGCACUAUUUCCAUUGUAACUUGUUAAAAUCUCAAUAGAAUAACAUUUUUGAAUCGAGAGUAUAA